AUUCGACUCCACUCCACUCCCCACCUCACCUCGCCUUUUUAGAGAGAGAAAGAGAAGAGAGCGAGCUCGACGAGGAGAGAGAGAGAGAGAGAGAGGAGUCACCUCACCUGCACCUGAGCUAGAGAGAGAGAGAGAGAGAAGAGGAGGAGGGUGGUGGAGGAGGAGGCCGGGAGGGGGAGAUGGAGAGGCCGGCGCCGGUGAGGAAGUCCCACACGUCGACGGCCGACCUGCUGACGUGGCCGGAGGGCGCGGCCCAGGAGCUCGCCGCCGGGGCCACGCCGCCGCCCAACCGCCGGCCGCACCAGCCGUCGGAGGCGAUCAGUAAGGUGGUGUUCGGCGGGCAGGUGACCGAGGAGGAGUUCGAGAGCCUCAACAAGAGGAAACCAUGCUCAGCUCCCAAAUGGAAGGAGAUGACAGGAAGCGGCAUAUUUGCAGCGGAAGGCGAGGUUGAGGAAGACGAGUCAGCCAAUGCUUCUGCAACGCCCGUCCGAACGGUUUCUAAGAAUUAUCAGGCCAUUAGCACUAUAAGUCAUAUCUCAUUCGCGGAGGAAGAAAGUGUUUCUCCAAAAAAGCCGACUUCGAUAGCUGAGGUGGCGAAGCAGCGCGAGCUAAGUGGCACGCUUCAGAGCGAGGAUGAGAGUAAGAUGAAGAGGCAGAUAUCCAAUGCGAAAUCGAAGGAGCUCAGCGGCCAUGACAUCUUUGCUCCUCCAGAAGAUCCCAGGCCACGCAACUCCGCGAACGGCUCGACCUCACAAACCCCGGGCAAAAAUGCACAAGUGAGCACCAUCACGUUCGGAGAGGCUGACACCGACAGCGUGGUGAAAACGGCGAAGAAGAUCCCGGAGAAGAAGCUGACGGACCUGACGGGCAACGAUAUCUUCAAAGGCGAUGCUGCCCCGGGGACGGCGGAGAAGCACCUGAGCACGGCGAAGCUGAAGGAGAUGACCGGCAGCGACAUCUUCGCGGACGGCAAAGCGCCGUCGCGGGACUACCUUGGUGGGAUCCGCAAGCCCCCCGGCGGCGAGAGCAGCAUCGCGCUGGUCUAACAAACAAAACAAAACCCCCUGAUGGAUGGACAUAGCCUACUACGACAUUCUUGGACUCGUCCUCCCCGUUGCCGUCAUUAGGAGUGAUUUUUUUCUUCUAGGAGAGCUUCUUUGAUGAGACUGAUCGAUUGAACUGCUGCUGCAUGGUUUGUUUCCGUUUCUUUUUCUCGGCUUCUUUUUUUUUUGUUUAAUCUGAUCGAUGAUGGUGUGGGUGCGGCAAAGCAACGGUGAUGGAUAUCUAAUUUAACAUUUGGUGUGCAUGUGAUGAUGCGGUUGUGGUUGGGAUGGUUGCUUGGUUUGGUUGGUCGGUUGGUUGUGGCGUACCUAAUUGUAACAACCCAAAUUGGUGUAUUUGUUCUACUAUAGUUGCAUGACUUGAUGUCCCA
This is a messenger RNA of Oryza sativa Japonica Group (Japanese rice), 1432 nucleotides long. RefSeq lists its product as uncharacterized. NCBI's taxonomy places the organism in Eukaryota, Viridiplantae, Streptophyta, Magnoliopsida, Poales, Poaceae. The record is from RefSeq and is a predicted model, not a curated record.